GAAACUGCUAGCUCGCGUACAGCUGGGUCGCGCAGUCGCAUGGCAGACAAACAGGCGUGCCAAAAGAAAACAACAACAGCAACGAUCGUCACCGCCGUACGCUGACCUUUUUGUAACUUCCACGCCCUACAAGCAUUGUCCGCAUUUGGGCCUUCACCUGCUACUCCGAAGAACGCACCGCUACGAUUGGCGCAGCAGCCGCUUUGAAAAAAAAGCCUUUGGCGUUUGCUCUCCCGGUUUUAUUUUGGUGUACUCUCAAAAAUCCUAUUCAUAGUGUUUAUUAUUACUUCCCCCCUCCCUCUUGAAGCUGCCCGUUUCAGCGAAGCGUUUUGUGUACCGUUUUCGUUUAUCAUUAUUACUAUUUUUGUGUUGCAACUCUCUAUUACAGUCUUCUUCCAUACAGCCAUUCUUUUCUCUUUUGGCGCUAUCGUGUAAAGUGCGGCGGUUGGACUGACGUCUCCGUCUCGAACUGUGUGGCGGUCUUCUGUCUGUGCUGUCCAAGCCAAGCCGCUGCCGCUGUUUUCCUUGAAGCCGCGGUAAACCACCGGUGCCGCCCACCUCAGGCUCUGUUCUUCCUUUCACGUCUUUCCCCCUUUUUUUUUUUGCGAAGGGUUCUGUUCUCUCAUUCAACGACACCCAUCAUGCAAAGCGCACCGACAGCGCCGAGGCCGCUCCUCGUGCCGAGCCCCACGACGUGCACCGCACCACCGUUCGUCAUGGUGAGCGAGAAGGAUCUCGCACCGUACACCAGCACCGUUGUGCCGCUUCCGCCGAGCAUUCCAGAGCUCAUUCAAUGCUGGGAGCGGCAACACGAGCGGUGCGCGCAGAUGACUCGCUUCAUCGAACGUGUGCGUGCGGAGACGGCAAAGAUGGCAGCAGCCCCUCUCAGCGCCGUCGUGGCGGAGGCCCUGUCAACGCCGAAGGCGGCCGCGCUGAGUGUGGCGGGUCCUGGCGCAGCGUCCACACCUCCGCCGCUGCCUCCUCCUCCAUCGAACAACGGUGCGACGAUCCAGUCCCCAUCUGGCGGUGUCGUGGCUCGUGGUGUCGUCGCGGAUGGCAAGCCAGCGACGUCGAGCGGCGCCGCGGUGGCGGGCACGGUGGUGCGAGGGACGGUCAUCACGGGAAAAGUGGUGAGCGCAACGGGGACUGCCGUUGUCGCAGGUGGAAGCGCAGACGGUAGCCAAUCCCCGCCUCCACGCGCCGUUGUUGCCUCUGCGGCUGUCGUCGCCACACCCGCGCAGCCACCGUCUGCUACCGCUACUGUUGCCACUGCUGCGGCGUCGGGUGCCACUCCGCAGAUCUCGCCCGACGAACUGCAGGUGCUGCGCGCAAAAGCCAUCACUGUCGAGGCGACCGAGCAGCUCCUUGAAAACACGCAAGAGGAGCUGAGGACGUCCGAGCGCAAUCUGACGCGUGAAAAGGAAAACUUGGUAAGGGCACAGAGUCGCCUGGCGGAGCUGCGCGCUGCGAUGACGGCGAAGGACGCGGACACGUCGGCGCCGUCGCCGAAUGACGCGCAUGCGCAGCAGUCUCUCUUUGCCCAGCAGCAGAUUGCGCUGGAGCUCAACGAGGCAGUCCUCAGCGAUACCAAAUUGAAGUACCAGAGUGUGCUGUACGCGUUGGCUCAACUAACCGAACAGUUGGCCACCAACGCACGCGAGAAGGCGUUCCUGGAGGAGAAGAACACGCACCUGGAGGGCCAGCUGCAGCGGUUGUUGAUGAGUUCAAUGGUGACCGGCUCGCCCACCGCGCCAGCACCGACGCAACGGAGCACUGCCGCCUCAACAGCGACGGCGGCGAACGCUACUGCAUCGACCAAGUCUGCGCCAGCGCCGCCUGCCGCGCCACGCCUGUCGGCCAGCGAGAGUUAUCAGAAGAGUGCCUUGGAAAAGCAGAUUACGGAGCUGCAGUCCAUGACGGACAAGCUGACGCGGGACCUGCGCAAGCAAACCGCACGGCGUGCCAAGGCAGAGGAGACGGUGCAGGCCCUGCAGAAGGAAGUGGCGGACCUGAAGGCGUCCGCGCUGCAGUUCCGGCGGCAGAUCAACGAGAGCGAGUUGGAGCUGGAGCGGACGGUGUCGCGCAAGGAGGACGACGAGCGGCUGCGGCAGCUGGAACGGGAUGGCAACUGCCUGCGCACCGCCCUGCGCGAGCGCACCGAGCACUUCCUGCGGGAGAAGACGGAAUGGGAGCGCGAGAGGGACGUGCUUGAGGCCCGCGCACGGGUACAGGAGCGGGCCACGUGUCAGCUCCUGCGGCGCAUGCUGGCCUAUCAAGUGCGGGAGGUGACGCUUCGACAGUGCGAGUACGCGGCAUCGGCCCGGCAAAAGGAGGCGAAGUCGUCCUCUGCGUCGCUACACGGGUCUCCGACAGCCCUGCCAGCAAAGCAAGCUGUCUCUCGUUUGAAAGGAGCCGCAGACACCAGCGAAACGCCCUCGGGCAUAGGGACGAGACGCGCCGAGUUUUUCUUCCGCCCCACCAACGCCUCCGCCUCUGCGACUCCGACGAACGACGGCCCAUCCGUCACCUCUCCCUCCUCCAGUCCAGUAGGGAGUGCGGCGGACACGGCAACCCUUGUCAACCGCGAGCGACAGCUGGAGGAGCUGAAACACACGUUCGACCGACGCGUUGCCCUCGUCGAGGCGCAGCGCAAAGCGGAGGUGCAGCAGCUUCACGCCCUGAACAAGGAACUCCGUGCGGCCCUCACCACCUCGCAGGAGGAGUUGACGCAGCAAAAGCGACUGUUCGACACGGCGCAGCAACAGCAGCAGCAGCGAUUGUCGCAGACCCCCGGCAAGUAUGCUAGCGCCUCCUCCGCGACCGCUGUCAUCACGCCCGUCGUCCCUGCGCGUUCGUCAUCGUCGAUAUCGGAGCGGCGUGAUACGGCGGCGGCGUGGGUGUGCCGCACCGACAUCGAGGGCAGCCCCCCGGGUGCGUCGAUGGACGACUGGAGCGACGGUGCGGGCGGUGUGUACUCCACAGCGCACACACCCCUCACGGUCUCCCCGCGGCGCGUGACGGAGGUGGAGCGUCGCUACGAUCCGGAGCACAUGUCCACCUGGGAGGCGGUGCAAGUGGAGAACGAGGCCCUGCUGGACCGCCUGACCACCAUGCAGGAGGAGAAAUGGAAGUUGACGUCGUACGUCGAGGACUUGCAGCGGCAGAGCAACACGCUGAAGGAGGAGCUGAGGCGCAACGCAUCAACGAUGAACCAGCUGCUGGCGGCGGGGGUUCUGACGCCGGCGGCGGUGUCGCGUGGCAGCGCGGAGGGCAGCCUGCGCGCUCUGCAGUGUCUCCUACAGGAGACGUUGCAAGAGAAGUUCACCUUAGAGGAGAAGCUGCGAGGACUCAACGCCAACUAA
This is a messenger RNA of Leptomonas pyrrhocoris, 3362 nucleotides long. RefSeq lists its product as hypothetical. Bases 642 to 3362 code for a protein of 906 amino acids. NCBI's taxonomy places the organism in Eukaryota, Euglenozoa, Kinetoplastea, Trypanosomatida, Trypanosomatidae. The record is from RefSeq and is a predicted model, not a curated record. The transcript has a single exon.